AUGCAGAUCAAGGCUCUUCUCAUCACUCCUCUCGUCGCCGCCGGCGUCGUCUCUGCUGCCCCCAAGACCAGCAGCACUCCCAAGUCCACCUACUUCAACGGUCUCGCCCUCCGCUCCGCCAGCCCCAUCCACUUCAGCUACAUCCAGGCCAACAAGGAGUCCUUCGAGCUGAAGCUCAAGAAGCAGGAGGCCAGCUGCGACGACGGCAAGCACCACAACGACGUCACCUUCCAGCUCUACAACGACGAGCUCUGGCUCUACUCCGUCGGCUUCCCUGGCCAGCAGGCCUACGUCGACUUCUCCGGCAUGGGCCAGGGCAAGUUCGGCUACACCACUGGCGCUCAGCCCAUGCCCAGGAACGCCCAGCGCAACGGCUGGAAGAUCGACAAGGACGGCAUCCUCACCAACGGUGGCGCCGGCUUCGUUGCCUGCCCCAACGGCGACGACCUCGAGAAGACCUCUUGGUCUGUCUGGGUCUACAACAGCAUUGACAACCCCGGCGGUAACAAGAACUGCCUUCCCUUCUCCGUCAAGGCCGCCAAGGUUAAGAAGCCUGUUGGCUGCUUGUACUCCCAGGUCCAGCCCAGCGAGUAA
This is a messenger RNA of Fusarium mangiferae, 594 nucleotides long. RefSeq lists its product as uncharacterized. NCBI's taxonomy places the organism in Eukaryota, Fungi, Ascomycota, Sordariomycetes, Hypocreales, Nectriaceae. The transcript has a single exon. Bases 1 to 594 code for a protein of 197 amino acids. The record is from RefSeq and is a predicted model, not a curated record.